This is a messenger RNA of Chiloscyllium plagiosum (whitespotted bambooshark), 2732 nucleotides long. RefSeq names its product fin bud initiation factor b (gene fibinb). The record is from RefSeq and is a predicted model, not a curated record. Lineage: Eukaryota; Metazoa; Chordata; Chondrichthyes; Orectolobiformes; Hemiscylliidae.
UAAUUUAAAAUGAGGGGGGGUCCGGUCAGACUGCUCUAUAAUUUCGGAAGGAUCCCGGUAACGAGAGAGGGAGGGCGGUUACCUUGAAAAGUCCUAAAAGGCGCAAAGUAGGUUUGCCUACACACACAGAAAACACUAUUUGACACAAAGAUUCUUUACGAAGCAAUAUUUUUUCUUCUAAUAAAGUCGAGGGGGUUGGCAGGGCUCUUAUGUAACUGGCGCUAUAGUUGUCUCCCAGUUCUGAGAGAGAGAGAGGACACGUCGCUGGCUCGCGUCCUCUCAAAAGCCAGAUGUUGGUCUGUUCGGGGCGCCUGCCAAAGGACUGUCAUCUGAGCUUUCCACAUUCUCCGAUUUGACGGCUGAACAGAAACACUUGUUGGAAAGAGAGAGAGACGUGGAAAGCAGAGUGAAAAAAAAAACUCAACUCAAAUUACACCUUACGGCGGGGUUGCAGAGGAAUCAUUGGUCGGAGAUGGGAGCGGAGACUUGACGGGGAUGUUCCGCUGGGGGUCCCACAAUGGGGAAAAAAAAGUCCAUGUUUCCAAAAGAUCUUAAAGAGUGGCUGCUUCUGACCGGCGGGUUGCAUUGAAGAUGUUAGCUCUGCGAGUAUUCUACGCCAGUCUGCUGUGUUCCCUAACUCAGGGCUAUUUCACUGGGCCCCUGCACCCGGAGAUGUCCAAUGGCACUUUUCACCAUUAUUUCGUGCCGGACGGCGACUACGAAGAGAACGACGACCCCGAGAAGUGCCAGAUGCUUUUCCGCGUCUCGGACGAGCGGCGCUGCGGGGUAGAAGCCGACCUGCAGACCUUCCUGAAGCAGGAAAUGCUCAUCCUCCAGCGGCAAGUGGAGGACGCGGCCAGGGUAUUGGACGGGGUCGGCAGGAGCAUCGCCCAUGACCUGGACGGCGAGGACAGCUACGGUAACUACCUGCGCCGGGAGACCAGCCAGAUCGGGGAGGCGUUCUCGCACUCGGACCGCUCUCUGGUCGAGCUAGAGCUGAAGUUCCGUCAGAGCCAAGAUAGCGAGCUGAAGGAGGUGAACAAGAUCAACGACGAGGUGCUGCACAUGCUGUACCACACCAGGCAGAUCUUGAGGGAGACGCUGGAGAUCUCGUCGGGCUUAAGCGAUAAGCACGAACUCCUCACCCUGAUCGUCAGAAGUCACGGCACAAGGCUCAGCAGACUGAAGAACGAUUUCAUGAAGAGCUGAGAUCUGACUGAGCCACACUGGACCGACGUCCCCAUGUCCCCCACCCUCCAGACCCCGAGCAUAAUAACAUGUCAUUUACUUCUGCAGCAUAUUUAUCAAAAUCGAUUGGCGUGAUGUGAGUUUGGGGCAACGUGUGUCCAAUGGCCUCUGCCCCCCACUACUCACUUUCUAUUGAAUAUAAACUAACAUUGCUUUCUGACAUCGAUAACCGUGACCCAGCUUCCUAUUCAAGGAGGUUGCUUCCUUGUUACCCUGUAGAUUUUGCAGUUUGUCAACCGUUCAUUGUUGUACAUGUUCUCGGUUCGUUAAAUAUAUACUGAUCUGUUUCGCCUCAAAUACCGCAGGCAGGUACAAAGUAUUUUAAAACGAGACAGAGAGGGAGAGAGAAUGUACGUUUCGUCGUGACAGAAGAACCCAGUGCUAGGAGGGUGAGGGUUGUGGGGGUGAGUAAGUCGGUGCAGAUGUCUGAAGUUUGAAGUGCGGAUAAAUUGGCCUUUUUGUUUCGCAGUCUGGAACCCUAAUACAAUUGGCCGGGGAUAAGGGAGGGAGAGAGUCUAAAACGGAUGAACAAAUUGAACAAAUCCCGGGCAUUGAGUCUGGGUAACUGUGUUCUUUUACCUCCCAGUGUUGGAGCACUCGGGUCAUAUCCAGCAACUACAUGCCCCACCGCUCGAUUACAGCAAACUGACAGCUUUUUGAUUGAUGAGUCUCCUUUAAAGUCUGGAUUUGGCACUAGUUUCCGUCCAAGUGGUUAAAAAAAUUCCCCGAUUCCAGUUAAUAAGUUUGCUUUCUCAACGUGUCUUGUGGUUGGCUGUUUUAAAGUGAGCUGCAGGAAUUUUUUUAAUAAAAUUUUUUUUCUCUCUCGAGCGGACGCCGCGUUAAAGCAUCCGCUGCAGAAUAAGCGUUUGAAAGCGUGUAUUGUCUGGAGUGGUUGUGAAGGCGGAAUUGGGCAGUAACGUACUGGAAGCAGAGACCUUGACACACUGUGGCUGCGCACCUCCUCCGGGAUGACCCAGAUUGUGGAGGCCGCUGCUCAACACCCCCGCUGGGCUGGAGAGGGGGUGGAGGAAAGGAUCAGCACAACGUGGACAGAAUCUACCAAGCCGAGGAAGUUAAACUGCACUCCCCCCCCCCCCCCCCCCUCAGUAUCCAUCAGUCUACAAUCCAAAAAUUUACACCCUAACAAUUUGACAAUUUAAUCCUGAAAUAGUGCGGAAACAACAUUCUUGUUUUGCACAGUAAUUUGGGUUUUAUUUGCCGAUAAGUUCACGAUGUUCCUUAUCUGGAUUUAUCCUUCUUCCACACCAAUAUAGCUCGGGUUCUUCUUAAUAACACAGUCUAGGUGUAAAAAUGGAGGCUAAACCAUAAAUUCAGUUUGGAGGUAUUAAAAUGGGUUUUAAUUAAAAGUCUUCCCGUCGAUAGACUGGUGGCAUUUAUAGCAGAGCUGGUGUUUUAUGAAAUCUUUAAAGAUGGUAAAGGAACAUUGAUUUUUUUUCUCACCAGUAAACGCCCAAAUCCACUCA